GACUAGUCUCUUUUUCGACGUGGAACGGAUCAGUCGGUAAAAAAGAUAACGCGGCUGCGAAUAUACACACUUGUAUAUUUUAUUUUAAACUUUAAGGUUUAUUGGUAUUUAAAUUUGUCGCGGCAAAUCAGUUGCUUGUGUUAAAGGUUACUCUUCUUCAAUGUUUUAAACAAUAAUAAUAAGUUUCCAGUGAAAAAUAUUUAAAUAACAAAUUCUGUGAAUUUAAGAGAGCGUUAAAUGUUGCUCUCUUCUAACACAUUUAAGAAUUCGCACAUGUGUGUGUGUCCAGUCACUUCAUGGAUACAUUUGCACAAGGCUGUAUUGGGCAUUAAUGAAACAUUUUUAAAGGCAAAAAUGUGCAUACAUAUGUAUGUGUUUGUAUGUUAAACAAACGUACGGAUGAAUUUUGGCAGUGAAAAAUAAAAAUGAGAAUCUACAUACACAUACAAACAUGUGGGAAAUGCGAAUAGUUAUUGGAUCGUUCACCGCAUUUCUUUUGCUGUUAUUGCAAAACUCAAAUGCCGAAAUUCCCGGUUGCGACUUCUUCGACACCGUAGAUAUUUCAAAAGCGCCAAGAUUCUCGAACGGAUCGUACCUCUACGAAGGCUUGCUGAUCCCCGCCCAUUUGACAGCUGAAUAUGACUACAAGCUCCUGGCCGACGAUUCGAAGGAGAAGGUGGCGAGCCACGUACGAGGAUGUGCCUGCCACCUCAGGCCAUGCAUUCGGUUUUGUUGCCCCCAGUACCAAAAGAUGCAAAAGAGCAAGUGCUACGGCGACAUGUCGGAGGACGAGCUGAACAAGCACGAUCCCUUCGUGAACGUGACGCUCAGCGACGGGUCGGUGGUCAGGAGACACUUCAAGGAGGAUCUGAUCGUGCAGUCGGAUCUGGCCAAGCCCGGAUGUCCCCGGAUGUACUUUCUGAAUCACGAACUGCCGGGCAAUGAAUUCACUCUGUUUGAGAACGGCUCUCUUCUGCGUCACUGGGACAAAGUGGAACUGAGCAAGCGGGAGUACUGCGUCCAGCAUCUUUCAUUUAAGGAUGAUAGUAUCCGAAUUGCACCCCACUUCUGUCCACUUUCGUCUGAGCACUCCAGAACGUGGAAGACCGUUGCGAUAGUGAUAUCCUUGAUAUGCAUAAUCCUAACGAUCAGCGUGUACCUCUAUGUUGAGAAGCUUCGCAACCUGCACGGAAAGUGUUUCAUCUGCUACUUGGCCUCCUUGUUCCUGGGAUAUUUCUUCCUGGUCCUCAACGUGUGGAAAUACUCCUCCGGCUUCUGCGUUACAGCAGGGUUCCUGGGCUACUUCUCCGUCAUCGCCGCGUUCUUUUGGCUUUCUGUCAUCAGUCUUACCCUCUGGAAUUCAUUUAGCGGCAACUCCAGCUGGUUGAACCGUUUCUUGCCACAGAAUCGGUUCCUUUCUUACAAUUUAUACGCCUGGGGCAUGGCGCUGCUCCUGACUGCAAUCACCUAUAUAGCUGACCAGGUGGUUAAGAACGAGAAGUUGAGACCCCGCGUGGGCGUCGGCAAAAAUUGUUGGAUCUACACUGGGGAUAUGACUGUCAUGAUCUACUUCUAUGGCCCGAUGCUACUGAUAAUUGUUUUCAACAUAACAAUGUUUGUCCUGACGGCUUUUCGUAUAAUGAAAGUGAAGAAGGAAGCACAAAACUUUACUCAACAGCAAAAAACAACCAAUAGGCUCAAUUCGGACAAGCAGACUUACGCCCUAUUCCUGCGACUCUUUAUCAUCAUGGGCUUGUCCUGGAGCUUGGAAAUAAUCUCGUUUUUGUUGAGCAAAAAUCAGGCUUGGGCCAAGGCUUUUAUGGUGGCUGAUUACUUCAAUUGGUCACAGGGCACCGUCAUAUUUCUGCUAUUUGUUCUGAGGCCCAGCACACUGAAGCUACUGAAGGAACGGAUUAAGGGUGGGAGGGAUGAAGCCGGCGCCAGCGAUGAACAUAUCUCACUUCAGAAUACGAAAAUUGACCCCAGUGUUUUUUAAUAUAUGGACGUGCCAUCAAAGCGAGAUCAAAGCAACUACUACAUGGGGAUAUGUACGAAUCUUAUAGGCAUGAAUACUCGGCAUUUAUAUACCCUGGUCUAUUAUUAUGGAUGGAGGAUAAAAACUCAGGAAAAUACUUUUCGCAUCAGCACUUAUGUAUGCUCACUCGUGAUAAUAAUUUCGUAAUAAUUCGUACUGUUUUUACUGCCUCAACUUAAUUCAAAGAACUACAAAUGAUUAUAUUAUGACUUUUUAUGACAAUGACUAACUAAAAAUAAAAAUUUCUGAAUAUUUAUAAAC
Molecule: messenger RNA, 2296 nt
Organism: Drosophila melanogaster (fruit fly)
Lineage: Eukaryota; Metazoa; Arthropoda; Insecta; Diptera; Drosophilidae
Gene: mthl3
Product: methuselah-like 3
Exons: 9
Coding region: 461-1996 (511 amino acids)
Biological process (GO): G protein-coupled receptor signaling pathway; determination of adult lifespan; cell surface receptor signaling pathway
Cellular component (GO): plasma membrane; membrane
Molecular function (GO): G protein-coupled receptor activity; transmembrane signaling receptor activity
Source: RefSeq, marked reviewed